Messenger RNA from Dermatophagoides farinae (American house dust mite), 1805 nucleotides. RefSeq names its product neither inactivation nor afterpotential B (gene ninaB). Gene Ontology annotation, molecular function: beta-carotene 15,15'-dioxygenase activity; carotenoid dioxygenase activity. The record is from RefSeq and is a predicted model, not a curated record. NCBI's taxonomy places the organism in Eukaryota, Metazoa, Arthropoda, Arachnida, Sarcoptiformes, Pyroglyphidae. Gene Ontology annotation, biological process: retinal metabolic process; carotene catabolic process.
AACAACAACAACAGCACACGUAUUGAUCACGGAAGCAAAAAAAAAAAGAAAAUUUUUUUUCCUUGCCAUUGCUUUAUCCAACGUCAUUACAUGAAUACAAUUAAUUUAUUUUUGUGUUGACAACAACGACAAAAAUUAUCGAACCAAAGAAUUUGAUCAUCAACGAUUCAGAAAGAUAUGGAUAAAUUAUUGGUUUCAUGUAAUGAAGUUUGUCAAGAAAUAACAACAAAAAUUAAAGGAAAUAUUCCUGAAUGGUUAAAUGUUGAAUUAAUACGUUUAGGACCAGGAAAAUGGGAUCUAGAUGAUGAAUUUGUAUUGAAUCAUUGGCUUGAUGGUUGUGCAAUGUUGUGUAAAUUUUCCAUAAGACAUGGUUGCGUAAAAUAUGUGUCGAAAUUUCUUGAAUCUGAUGCAUAUAGAAAAAUGUUAAAAGUUAAAAGACCAGUGUAUACAGAAUUCGGCACACGUGCAUUUCCAGAUCCAUGUAAAAAUGUAUUCAAUCGUAUAUUUUCACAGAUUGUACCAUCAGAUUUGACCGAUAAUGGUUGUAUUAAUGUUUAUAAAUUAUCAAAUGAAUAUUAUGCAUCAUCGGAAACAUGUAAUAUUUGGCGUGUUUGUCAAAAAACAUUGAAUGUUAAAAAAAAGAUUAAUUUAGACAAAAUUAUCGGCGUAAAUCUAGCCUGUUCACAUGUACAAUAUAUGGAUAAUGAAAAUUAUGCUUAUAAUCUUAGUUCAAGUUUUUUGACCGGCAUGAAAUAUCAUUUAAUUAAGAUUCCAUUGUUUCAUUAUGAUGAUAAUAAUAAUAAUAAUAAUGGUAAUGGUAAUGGUGAUGAUGACACUAAUGAUGAUGACAAAAGCCUAUUGGAACAUUCACAAAUAUUGACAACGAUUAGCUCCAGAUGGACUACAUGUAUUGCAUAUUAUCAUAGUUUUGGUAUAACGAAAAAUUUCAUAAUUUUCAUUGAAUUACCAUUAAUGGUGAAUGGAUUCAAAUUGGCCACCUGUACACCGAAAGGACGACCAUUAAAAGAUUGUUUUGAAUGGCAUCCAAAUGAACGUGUUAAAUUCUAUGUUAUUUGUAAACAAAAUGGCCAAAUCAUACAAAAAUAUUAUUCCGAUCCAUUUUUCUAUUUUCAUAUUAUUAAUUCAUAUGAAUAUGAUGGUCAUAUUGUUGCCGAUUUUAUGGCCUAUCAGAAUGCAACCAUAUUGGAUAAAUGGGAUCUUCAUCAGAUGCGUAAAAAUGUUUAUGAUGAUAAUAAUCAAGCAAUGCCUACACGAUUUGUAAUGCCAAUUAAUAUAAAUAAAAAUGAUAUAAAAAUGGGUGAAAAUCUUGUCACAUUGGCCAAUACACAGGCAACGGCCAUAAUGAUGGAAAAAGAUUUGAUAAUAUUGACCGGUGAACCAUUAUGUAGACCAGGAUUUGAACUGCCAACAAUAAAUUAUCGUCAAUUUAAUGGCCAAAAAUAUAAAUACUGUUAUGGUAGUGGAAUUUUUGAACAAGGAAAUUUUUAUCGUUCAAUUUGUAAACUAAAUGUUGAUGAUAAAUCUGUCAUAACAUGGAAAGAUACGGAUGAUUUUUUUCCUGGUGAAUGUAUAUUUGUUGCAAGACCAGGAUCCAUUGUUGAAGAUGAUGGCGUAUUAUUAUGUAUAGUUUUGUCCGGAAAUGAAUUAUUAUCACAUUAUCUUCUCAUAUUGGAUGCACAUACAUUUAAGGAGAUUGCACGUGCCGAAAUUGCUACUGGCGUUGGUAUUAUUCCACCUACAAUACAUGGUGUUUAUGAUUAUGUGGUUGAUGAAUAAAAACAACA